Trichomycterus rosablanca is the source of this 636-nucleotide messenger RNA. RefSeq names its product RING finger protein 223. Gene Ontology annotation, molecular function: ubiquitin protein ligase activity. The transcript has a single exon. The coding region runs from base 1 to 636 and encodes 211 amino acids. The record is from RefSeq and is a predicted model, not a curated record. NCBI's taxonomy places the organism in Eukaryota, Metazoa, Chordata, Actinopteri, Siluriformes, Trichomycteridae. Gene Ontology annotation, biological process: protein ubiquitination.
AUGGACCCAGGAGAAACUGUAUGGCACACCCAGAUGGCCCUGGAGGCAGAACUAGAGAAGGUUCCAGAGUUGCAGUGCUCCAUCUGCUUCACCACUUAUGACAAUGUCUUUAAAACGCCCAAGCAGCUGGACUGCACGCACACGUUUUGCCUGGAGUGUCUCUCACGCCUUAUGGCCAUCUCCAUGGACCCGCAGGAAGGUAAAAUUUCAUGCCCCUUCUGCCGCCACCUUACUCCCAUCCCUAAAAAUGGACCCCCGGCCCUGACCACCAGUCGUGAGGUUCUAUGCCAUCUGCCCAGACACCAGCAGCACGAAGAACCCGUCUGGCUCGAGGGCGAAAAGCUGUGCUACAAGCGCCUUAAAACUGGCAUGCCGGCCUUUUGCAUCUGCAUCGACAUCGGUGCCAGCGGACAUGGGGCGAGCCCUCCGGCUCAGACGGGGUCUAGAACAGGCCUCCUGGGACGACUGACUGACUGGAAGAAGCUGUUAUUGUUCGCCGUGCUUAUGGUGCUACUGGUGGUGAUCGUGUUAUGGCCGCUGCAGUGCAUUAUUACGACUGGGUCAAUGCGCUGUAUUCAUCGCGCCCCACCACCAAAUACCAGUACCACUGUUCCUAUCACGAUAAGUCGUCCAUGA